AUGCCAUUUGCUCGGAUUCCAAAAAUUUUCAAUAUCGAUUGCCGGGUUUGGUGGGCACUGAUUUCUCUUUCCCAGCUUUUGACAUGCAUACUUAUGGUCGCCUGCAUAUUAACAACCAAAUGGGUUGAACUCGGCCCUAGUGGCUUGAUGAAAGGGUCACUUUUCCAAAUUACUGGAUAUAUGCAAAAAUGGUGGAACAGAAAGCCUGACCUUUUUCUUCAACAUCAGUAGGCAAUCGUCCAGUUUGAAGGGAUGGGCGGAAAGAGGCUAUAAUCCUUUGUGCAUAUCAGGCUAGGUUUUUCUCGGGCCAUAGGAGCUAAUCGCUGGGACUUCAAGUUUUUGCCUCCGAGACCAUAUUUGGAAAGAGCAAGACCAGCAAAAGCACCGAGAGGACGAUAAAAUCUCUCUAGUAGGGCUCAAGAGGUGACAUCUUCCUAACGAGAAACUGGGAGUUUUGCCCUAUAGGCUCGAGGAAUCAUGGAAGCCAAGAACGGUAGUUCCAUCCUUGCCUGUGGCGAGGAAGGUGUCUGCCAGAGUCUACCGAGGAUGAUGAGAAUGCAGGGGUGAAAAUUCCCGUCCCUGUGUAGGACUAACAGCUCACUUUAUCUUAAUAUAAAUCCAAUUAAUGGAACCUCUGGGACCACAAAUGUCAAUAAAUUUUGGCAUGACUACUGGAAAGAUAACUGUGACAACGACCAAUGGCGAGAUUUCGGAAUUUGCAAAGUAAUCGAUAGUUUAUAUGAAGGAAGCAUUUAUAUGAGUGUAGGAGAAGCCCUUGCGUUUUUAUGCCUGCUUCUCUGGACUUAUUCCUUUUUUCAAUGGAUUUAUAUAGGGAAAGCAAGAGUAAAGAGUCUGAGUAGGCCAUAUAUACAAGCAAUCGCAAUGAUAGGUUUUCAUUAUGCAGCAACAAUAAUUUGGAUUACUGAAGCAAGAGCCAAGUACAGCGGGAGCUGUGAUUGGGAUGGGACUUUUUCACAAGUCCCUGAUCUAUGCGCAAAGGAUGGAGCUAAAAUAGCUUUAGCUUUGAUGAUUUUGAUGCCUAUUUUUGUUAUCAUUUUUAUUGCUGUUUUUCAAGCAGGGCAUAAAGAGCUGGUGGAAGCUAGAAAUAAAGCUGAAAUAAAUGCGCCUUUAGGGAAUAAUGUGAAUGUUAUUGGAUUUGUUCCUCAAAAUCCUCAAGGAUAUAUACAACAGCCUUAUGUGCAACCAUAUGGUCAGCCAUAUGUUCAACCACAGCAGCCAUAUGGCCAACCUCAGCAAUUUUAUGGCUACCAGCAAUAG
Molecule: messenger RNA, 1278 nt
Organism: Blepharisma stoltei
Lineage: Eukaryota; Ciliophora; Heterotrichea; Heterotrichida; Blepharismidae
Source: the annotation of a GenBank genome assembly